This is a messenger RNA of Achroia grisella, 3353 nucleotides long. Its product is annotated as probable 2-oxoglutarate dehydrogenase E1 component DHKTD1 homolog, mitochondrial. The record is from RefSeq and is a predicted model, not a curated record. NCBI's taxonomy places the organism in Eukaryota, Metazoa, Arthropoda, Insecta, Lepidoptera, Pyralidae. Bases 127 to 2892 code for a protein of 921 amino acids. Gene Ontology annotation, molecular function: thiamine pyrophosphate binding; oxoglutarate dehydrogenase (succinyl-transferring) activity. Gene Ontology annotation, biological process: tricarboxylic acid cycle. The transcript is spliced from 20 exons.
UCGAAUGCGAGACGUGAUCGCUAUCACUCACUCUUGCGCGUUUCAAUUUCAAUUCUAAACUAAAUUUGUAUAUAAAUUACUAUUGACUAUGGAUUAGUACAUUUAAAAAAAAAAGUGAAAUAGAUAAUGUACGUGUUAAGUAAAGUGGGAACGAGACAACUAAUAAAAUGGAAGGAAUAUCGUAUUUACAAUCGUGUUAUGUACAACUCAGGCGCAGGAGUGUUCGGACAUCGACCUAGAGUGGUAAAUGAAACUGAUGUACCUGAAGAUAUUUUAAUAAGGAGAUAUGAGCACUGCCGCGCGCAGCAUCUCAUCAACGCAUACCGUACACAUGGUCACUUGAAAGCCACCAUAGACAAUGUAGAUUAUAAAAAUAAUACUAAACAUAUAAAAGAACUUAAUAUAUCCAGAUAUGGUUUAACAGCGAGCGAUUCCGUGGACUUAGCCCUACUCUGUGGAUACAAUGGGAAACAACCAGUUAAGAAUUUGGUAGAUGAAUUAGAGAAGUUAUACUGCGGACCAAUAUCUUAUGAAUUUUCUUAUUUAGAGACCGAAGCAGAAAGAGAAUGGUUUAUAGAAAGAAUAGAAAGUGGAUCGUAUAAAGUAGACAAAGAGAGGAGAGUGGAAAUAGCCAAAGAGAUGCUACAUUCACAAGUGUGGGACAAGUUUGUGAGCAUAAAGUUUCCAGCUGUCAAACGGUACUGCGGAGAGGGCGCGGAAUCCCUUCUAACAUUCUUCUCCACACUUUUUAGGCUUACAACUGCAGAUGACGUGCAACAUAUAAUAGUAGCAAUGGCCCACAGAGGUAAACUUAACGCCCUGAGCGGUCUACUAAAAUGUCCGCCUGUGAAGAUCUUUCAUAAAUUCAACGGGAAUCCUGAGUUUCCUGACGAUUCGAGAGCAGUAUGCGAUAUUGCAACACAUCUUAGUGCAUCAUCAGAUAUAGCUGUUAAUGGAAAAACUGUUCGCGUCUCUUUAAUCAACAAUCCAUCACAUUUAGAAUGUGCUAACCCAGUAUCGAUGGGCAAAACCAGAUCAAAACAGUUGCAGUAUAAAGAAGGCGACUACUCAAAUGACGGAUCAUCGCGUAUGGGAGACAAGUUUUUAAACGUGCAGAUACACGGAGAUGCAGCUUUCACAGGGCAGGGAGUGAACCAAGAAACUUUAAUGUUGUCUCGCGCGCCGCACUUCGACAUCGGGGGCUCCGUUCACGUUGUCGUUAAUAACCAAGUAGGAUUUACACAACCAGCGGAUCGAGGUCGCUCAUCCCACUAUGUAACUGAUUUAGCCAAAUCUAUAGCAGCGCCCGUUAUACAUGUUAAUGGAGACUACCCUGAGCUUGUCGUAAAGGCGACAAAUAUAGCGUUUGAGUACCAAAGACAAUUCCGCAAAGACGUGUUCAUAGAUUACAACUGCUUUAGACGGCUGGGACAUAAUGAGCUCGACGACCCCACCUUUACCAACCCACUAUUGUACAAGUGUAUAAAUAACCGAAAAACAAUUCCUGAUCUGUAUGCAGAUCAGUUAGUAAAAGAAGGUGUUUUGAACGAUAAUGAUGUAAACACUAUAAUAGAAGAAUAUACGCAGUAUUUACAGCAACAUUAUGAGGCAGUAGGAUCAUAUAAGCCUGAGGUAACCUAUUACCAAGACCAGUGGUCCCACAUGACAGCAGCUCCUUACGCCGUCGAGACUUGGGACACAGGAGUUGACGAGGGUUUACUUAAAACAAUCGGUCAAGCAUCUGUCCGAACGCCCGCUGAUUUCAAUAUUCAUACUCAUCUUGCAAAAACUCAUGUCAAGAAUCGAUUGGCAAAGUUAUCGGAUGGCAGCCAACUGGAUUGGGCAACUGCAGAGGCUUUGGCAUUCGGCUCCCUACUAAUGGAGGGACGACACGUGCGCUUAAGUGGGGAGGACGUUGGCCGAGGAACCUUCUCCCACCGUCACGUGAUGCUCGUCGAUCAACUGACCGAGGGCAUCUACAUACCUCUCAAUCAUAUACAUAAACAGCAACAGGGAUUCUUGGAGGUGGCGAAUUCAAUUCUAUCAGAAGAAGCUGUGUUGGGAUUUGAAUACGGCAUGGCCUACGACUGCCCAGACAAUUUAAUCGUGUGGGAGGCACAGUUUGGGGACUUCUACACCGGCGCACAGAUCAUUGUAGACACUUAUGUAGCAUCGGGUGAAGUAAAAUGGGUCCGCAGCAAUGGUCUUGUAAUGCUGCUCCCCCAUGGAUAUGACGGAGCUGCAUCAGAACACUCCUCGUGCAGGAUCGAGAGGUUCCUGCAACUGACUGAUAGUCUGGAAGCAGCCCCUGACUCGGAGAAUGUGUGUUUGCAUGUAGUAAAUCCAACGACGCCGGCACAGUAUUUCCAUUUGUUGAGGCGACAGGUCGUACGAAACUACAGAAAACCAUUAGUGGUAGCAUCACCAAAGAUUCUUCUUCGGCUAGCUGAUGCUGUCUCCCCACUGUCUGAAUUUGCACCUGGAACAUAUUUUAAACCGGUCAUUGGAGACGAACUCGCAGAGCCAUUAAAAGUGAAGAGAAUCAUAUUUGUAUGUGGAAAGCAUUACUACGAACUCCAUAAAGAGAGGGUGAAGACUAAGGUCGACGAUGUUGCCAUUAUCAGGGUGGAGGCUCUCACGCCGUUCCCUCUGCAGGCAUUGCAGAAGGAGCUGGAGAAAUACCCCAAUGCUAGAAAGUUCAUAUGGAGCCAAGAGGAACACAGAAAUAUGGGAGCGUGGAGUUUCAUCCGGCCGAGAUUCGAGAAUUUACUUGGACGAAAGUUGGUGUAUGCGGGGCGGGCGGAAGCGGCAACACCAGCGGUCGGCACUAGUGCGUUACAUCGUCCGGAAGUCGAACAUGUGCUCAGAGAGCCGUUGUAUAAUAUAAAAUAAUGUAUAUAAAUAAAUAAAUACUCCUUUUGAUAAGAUCUUUAUGUUCUUGUACACAGAAUAGACGUGCCGUGCUACAGGUGUUAGGUAGUCUAAAAAGAAUUAAAAAUUAAAGAAAUAACUAUUAGUAACUCCCGAAUAAAAACAUUUCUGUUACAUCAGCUUUCAAAUAAAAAAACUCAUCAAAAUCGGUCCAUUCCUUUAGAAGCUACAAAAUGCCAUACAGCCAUGUCAAAUCUAUAACACCUCUUUUUGCAUGGGGCAUUAAAAAUCUAGAAAAGAUAGUAAUGGUAGUAAAUUACAAUAAAGUAUUUUGUACUUGAUACAAAAAGUGAUAAUCUCCAGGAUGGAUUAAAUGAAGUCUUAAUACAAAGUACCUUUUUAACCCUCUUUAUUGUCUUGAAGGAUGCCCAAACUCCCAAUUGAUCAGAAUAACUUCCUUUCAAAUAGAAAGAGAAUUAAAC